Nycticebus coucang (slow loris) is the source of this 1068-nucleotide messenger RNA. It is a transcript of the gene RNF212, whose product is annotated as ring finger protein 212. Gene Ontology annotation, molecular function: SUMO transferase activity. Gene Ontology annotation, biological process: protein sumoylation; reciprocal meiotic recombination; homologous chromosome pairing at meiosis. The record is from RefSeq and is a predicted model, not a curated record. The coding region runs from base 16 to 777 and encodes 253 amino acids. Lineage: Eukaryota; Metazoa; Chordata; Mammalia; Primates; Lorisidae. The transcript has 12 exons. Gene Ontology annotation, cellular component: synaptonemal complex.
ACUAGACAGGCCGGCAUGGCCCCCUGGGUGUUCUGUAAUCGCUGCUUCCAGCCUCCCCGCGGGACGUCGUACUUCAGCCUGACCAACUGUGGGCAUGUGUACUGCCACGCGUGCCUCGGCAAAGGUAAAAAGGAUGAAUGCUUGAUUUGUAAAGUUCCUUGUCUCACGGUUUUACUUUCAAAGCAUACUGACUCAGAUAUUCAGUCCUUCUUUGUGGGCAUCGAUGGGCUGUGCAGAAAGUACUCCAGAGAGACUGCCCAGAUUUCAGAAUUUCAAGAAAAACACAGGAAGAGAUUGUUAGCCUUCUACAGAGAAAAGAUUUCUAAGUUGGAGGAGUCCCUCAGAAGGUCAGUGUUGCAGAUAGAGCAGCUGCAGAGCAUGAGAUCAUCACAACAGGCAGCUUUCAGCACAAUAAAAAAUUCAGUUUCAACAAAGCUGCCUGUUCACCUGCUGCAGCCACUUCGCUUAUCAGCUCCUGACAGAGUGGAGGCAAUGGAAGUUGAUCUCACUCCUUCCCCAGUGAGAAAACCUGAGGGAGCAGCCGGCCCAACGAGAAUCUCUUUGAUUAGUCCACCUCAAGAUGGACACAUGGGCAGCAUCUCCUACCGGGGCUCUCAGAAUCUCAGCCUGACUCCCAAUCAGAGCAUGGCGAAGCCUCUCAGGUCAUAUGUGAAGUUGUGUCCAGAGACAAAUUUUGGACCUGAACUCAACCUGCAAGUGAGGCCUCCUCUUCCUCUCUCAAAGGCAGAGCUGAGGCUCCUUCAGCUGCACAUUUAAGACUGUGUGUGUGGUGCACAUGCCUGAGGACACCACCGCCACCGCCAGCCUCCCAAGCAUCCCGGGCCCUUGGACACCAGGAUGCCUGGGCUACCAGGUGAAAGGCCCCACACCCUCCACCCUCACCAUCCUUGUCCUUCUGGAUGGCAUGUGGCAUAUGCUUGGCUGCUGCACUGUAAGUUCACUCUGUCCUGACAAUGAGCACCGUCAGAUGCUGAGAAAUGUCAUGGUGAUGAAGUAUUCUAAGUGGGCUCCCAAAUCCCUAAUGAUAUCUAAAUGUUUUUCUCUGUG